AUGAACUAUAGUGAUGAGAGGAGGAAGGGAGAAUAUGCAUCCCUUAUUGAGCGUACAGAUAAGGGAGAUAAUAUGAACAUAAACACACAUGAUUUUGAUGAUAACCUAAAUAGAAAUAAUUUGAAGUGUGGAAAAAAUAUAAACAAUCAGAGCAGCGAAAAUGAGAAUGUACCAUUGGGUACACCUUUAACGUAUAUAGUUGGAAAUGAAGGAGAAUAUGUCGGAGGACAACCUAUGAAUUAUGAACAUAUUGAGGGAAAUAAAAGAUUACACACGGAUGUUAAAUAUUCUGUAUAUUUUUUUACAUACAUAUUUGUUUUAUUCAUAUGUAUACUUUAUUAUUUUUAUCAUGGAGAUUAUGCGAGAGUGUUAUAUGGCACUAAUUACAAUGGUAAAAUAUGUGGAAGGCACAUGAAAAAUUAUUCUUAUUUAUAUUUUCCCUUGUCACCGAAACUGCCAAAAAUGGAAAUAUUGAGCAAGUAUGGGAAAUGCCUGGAGUCAUGUCCGACAUUGGAAGAAAGAAAAAAAGAGGAAAAACAAAAAGAAGAAAUAGCAGAGACGAAUCUCAGCGGAGGGGCAAAAUCAAAGGAGAGUUUUUUUGAGAAUCCAUUUUCAUUUUUUGAUAAAACCAAAAAAGAAACAAUUGUGGACAAGAAGGGAAACAGAACAACCAACGUAGUGUAUGGUGAUUACACAAAAAGUUUACAUAACAACUUGUAUGUUGAAUAUUCUUUAAAUUCCCCAUAUUAUGAUACAGUUAAUAUCAUGAAUAUAUGUUAUCCAAGGGAUAAAGUAUUAAGACAGAAAGUUAUAAAUAUAGUAUUUACAGAUAGAUAUAAAACUCUUGUUAAUUUAUUUUCCUUUCACAAUGCAGUAUUUUAUGUCUUUCUCUUUGUUUUCCUGACUAUUAUUUUAUGCUUUAUUUAUUUAUUUUCCUUGUAUUACAUACCAGCCGCUACUUUUCAUUUAUCUCUAACUUUAUUCAUUUGUUCAAUGUUCUUUUAUCCUAUAUAUUUUAUUCACAAACAUUUAUACCUCUUAUUUAAUCCCAUAAAGGGUACAUUUUUUUCGUAUCAUUAUUUAACAUCCAUUUUUGUUUGUUUUGUUCUACUGGCUCAUGGAAUUAUUUAUCUGUUCAUAUUAUAUUUAUACAAAAAUACAUACAAAUACACACACAGAUUAAUUACGGUUACGUUGAACUUUAUCAAUAAUGUAUCCAACGUGUUGUAUUCACCAUUCAUUGUUUCAGUUUUUUCUUUUCUGUGGUUUUUUAUUUGGAUGUAUGGCUAUAUAUAUAUAAUGACCGCUGGUGCGCUUCACGAGAAGAGGCUGCAAUUGGAACUGGAUAAGAAUGGAAACAGCGAAAUUGUGUCCCUUCAGAAGGUCUUUCACUAUUUCAGAAGCUCCUAUAUAUUUUCAAUAUUUUGGAUUUAUUCCUAUUUCUUCGUUUGUGAAAUAUUGCAGUCGUUAAACCAGUUCACUAUAAGUUAUUUAGGAGCUGUAUGGUACUUUUGCGACAAGAACAGCGUGAAUUAUAAUCUUAGUGCUCAAGCAACUAUGAAGACAAUAUUAAAUUAUCACUUGGGUAGUUUGAUUUUAUCAAGUUUUAUUAACUUGUGCACGAAGCAUUUACGUGUUUUGUUUUUUUGGACGAACAGCACUUUGUCUCUUCCAUUUUUCUCUAAUGAAACAAUUCAUAACUUAAAGGAACGGUUUUCUCUUUUUUUAAGACCUAUUUCGAAUUUAAUUGAUAAACAUACAGUGGUUGCGUAUUGUGAGAUAUCCAUGACCUCGUACCCAUAUUUAUUCAGCUGUUAUGCGUCGUCAAAAAAAUUAAUAAACUCAACUUCACCAGCGGCAUCUUUACAUGGGAUAACCUACAUAGUGAAUAUCAUAUUCCCGUGCUUAACAACCUUAAUAGUUACAUUCGUCUCAUUCAAUAUUUUUAACAAUUUUGAACGAUAUAGAGAUUUGGUCUCCCCGAGUUUUGUUCCCAAUCCGUUUUUUGCAUCAUUUAUUAUUGGAGUGCUGUGUGGAGAGAUAACAUCCUACUUUAUCACAAUUAUAUCAACUAUAACAGAUAGCAUUUUAUAUUGUUUUAUAUGUGAAUGUUACCAAAAGCAGAUGAUUGAUGAAAACCCUUUGAGAAAAAUAUAUACCCCACCACUUUUAAAAGAAUUAAUAUUAGAAAUAUACCAAGACUAUAACACUCCCUUGUGA
This is a messenger RNA of Plasmodium gonderi, 2220 nucleotides long. RefSeq lists its product as hypothetical. The coding region runs from base 1 to 2220 and encodes 739 amino acids. Lineage: Eukaryota; Apicomplexa; Aconoidasida; Haemosporida; Plasmodiidae. The transcript is spliced from 10 exons. Gene Ontology annotation, molecular function: transmembrane transporter activity. The record is from RefSeq and is a predicted model, not a curated record. Gene Ontology annotation, cellular component: membrane. Gene Ontology annotation, biological process: transmembrane transport.